AUGGCCGGCGGAGGGGCCAACCCAGCAAGUGCGCGUGGCGCCCAUCCCUUCGCCCACCCGCACGUCCGACCCUUCUACCGAUUCGCGGCCACGGGCCUCGGAGCAGCAAUGUGGUUCUUUCUGUUCUACCGAGCGAGACACGACAUGCCGGUUCUGCUUGGCUGGAGACAUCCAUGGGAGCAUUAG
Molecule: messenger RNA, 186 nt
Organism: Neohortaea acidophila
Lineage: Eukaryota; Fungi; Ascomycota; Dothideomycetes; Mycosphaerellales; Teratosphaeriaceae
Exons: 2
Coding region: 1-186 (61 amino acids)
Cellular component (GO): mitochondrial inner membrane
Source: RefSeq, a predicted model, not a curated record